Molecule: messenger RNA, 1098 nt
Organism: Coprinopsis cinerea okayama7#130
Lineage: Eukaryota; Fungi; Basidiomycota; Agaricomycetes; Agaricales; Psathyrellaceae
Product: adenosine kinase
Exons: 6
Coding region: 58-1098 (346 amino acids)
Biological process (GO): purine ribonucleoside salvage
Cellular component (GO): cytosol; nucleus
Molecular function (GO): adenosine kinase activity
Source: RefSeq, a predicted model, not a curated record
AUUCCUCCUGCAUAUCUAAAAAUCCCCACCUCCUCAAUCGUAGAAUCCGAGAAAAAAAUGGCCACCCCAUCGUACCAGCUCUUCUGCAUGGGCAACCCCUUGCUCGACAUGCAAGUCAGGAACGGCGAGGCUUUGUUGGAAAAGUACGAGUUGAAGGCCAACGAUGCUAUCCUUGCUGAGGCUAAGCAUGCUUCCAUCUACGAUGAUGUGAAGCAAAACCCUGAUAUCACCUACGUUGCUGGAGGUGCUGCCCAGAACGCUGCUCGUGGUGCUGCCUACGUCCUCCCUCCCGGAUCCGUCGUCUACACCGGCUGCGUCGGUGACGACGAUCUCGCUGAGCAGCUCAAAAUCGCCAACAAGCGCGAAGGCUUGGACGAGGUCUACCAAGUCAAGGCUGGCGAGAAGACUGGCGCUUGCGCUGUCGUUAUCACCGGACACCACCGAUCGCUCGUCACUGAUUUGCGAGCUGCUGAAAAGUUCGACCAGAGCCAUCUCUCGUCGCCUGCUGUCGCUCCUUUGAUCGAUGCCGCCAAGUUCUUCUACGUUGAGGGAUACUUCCUCACCCAUGGAACCGCUUCUGCACUCGAGCUGAGCAGCAAGGCCGCCAACGCAGGCAAGACCUUCAUCCUCAACCUCUCCGCGCCCUUCAUCCCUCAAUUCUUCGGUGCCCAACUGCAACAAAUCCUCCCCCACACCGACAUCCUCAUCGGUAACGAAGCCGAGGCCGAGACCUGGGGCAGCGCCAACGGCCUAUCCAACCCCAAAGACCUCGCCGCCGUCGCCAAAACCAUCGCCGCCCUACCCAAGACCAACGCCUCGCGCCCCCGUAUCGUCGUGUUCACCCAGGGCGCCGAGUCGACUGUGGUCGUCACCUCUGAUAAGCCUGAUGAGCCCAAGUGGUACCCUGUGACCAAGUUGAGCGAUGAGGAGAUUGUGGAUACGAAUGGUGCUGGUGAUGCGUUUGCGGGUGGGUUCAUUGGUGCGCUUGUGGCUGGCAAGACCCUCGAUGAGGCUGUCGAGGCUGGACAUAAGAUGGGUUCUAUGUGUGUCCAACAGGUCGGCCCUCAAUACAAGUGGCCCAAGGUCCAAAUCUUGUAA